CUGUGUUGUAGCCAAUGCUACUGCACUCCUGUCCCAUAAGAUGCUCGUCACGAUGUGUAUUUGUGCGCUGCUGUUAGCAUCCUUCCCUGCGGCUUGUCAGCCGGUCCCGCGAAAUUUCUCGGCACCUGUGCCAAAGUCCGGCGUUUCGACGUCAUGGGACCUGUCCCGAAUCGUCAGCCGCCACCAGCCCAAGGGCGUGCCGCUCAACAAUGAGGAUGUCUUCGUUUUUCUCGACAAGCUGGCGUCCUUUCUGCAGAUCACAAACUGCGACAAUAAGCACGGCGCUCUCAAGCUACCAUCGGAAGCAGGCCCCACAAGCCUGCAGUUCCCGCCCAAAUUAGAGCAAUUUACCAAUAUACCAAAUAACACCACGGAUGUGGAGAUAGUGAAGCAGCUUAAUACGAAGAAGCCCUCCAGCAAGCUCGACUGGACGCAGUAUCUGCUCAACGGUAAGGGCAUGCUAUUUCUUGACCACCACUACAAAAAAAUUGUCGUUUCCAUCAGAUCAGACCUAGAGCUCAAAGACUAUUUCGCCAUCUACAGUGACCAGGCCAUCAAUUUCUGGCCCCAGGUGUACAAGGAAGGUUUCUGGAAGUCGGUCAAGAAGAAGGUGGACCCCAGCAUGGUCCAACACCCGUACACUUACUACCGCAGCCAGUACUGGGGCUACUACUGGAGAAACUACUUCAAGCUCAACAAAGUGCAUUCUGGCUACUCUAACAUUGCCGACAGGAUGUUCGAGGCCAUUUUCGUGGAGUACCUCAAAGCCAAACAGCAGUAUCCGGACUACCAGUUGGUGAUAGCGGGUCAUUCUAUGGGCGGUUCUAUUGCCUCCAUCAUUAGUUUGAACUUCCACCUCGUGCGGGUCGCCAACGUGCUGGUCACCUUCAACUCGCCCAAGCUCUGGUCCGAGAGUCUUGCCAACAUGUACGACAGGGUGUCUGGGACGACUCGGAUAAGAGAGGUCACGAUGGGCCUCGAGUCCGGCUAUUUGCGGCUCUGGAACACCAGAGACGCAUGGAACCUGUUCCCGCCCGCUUCUCUUCUGAACGUUGUGCUUUCGACGGCAUUCAAGCACAGCGGGCUGUCGCUGGCAACCGAGCAGAACAGACUGCACAUGGCGAUGCGCGACCUGGUGGUCGAGUACGAUCUCCUGGGCAAGUGGGACUACGAGAUGGAGCACAAGCAUUGCAAAUUCAUCAAGAGCACCGACGAGUUUGUGAACGUCAUGUCGUGGGACGCGCACCGCGUUCUGCUCCGCGACAUCUGGGCCUGUGUCGACCUGAAGCCCUAGCUUAUAGUUCUGCGUCCUGGAUUUGCUCUGCAAAGACGGGGCCGUCGUAAUGCUCAAAAUCAGGGCUUUUCCCGCUUUUGUAGCUACCCUGGCUAUUGGGGUCGCUUUCGUUCUCGAACGGGCUCUCGUCCGGCACGGCGGGCACCGAGAGGUUGAGCGGCGUCAUCGGCGGCAUUGAGAGCGAGCAGGGCAGGAAUUCUGGUGAGCGGCCGCCGAUCGAGUUCGGGACCGAGUCUGUUCUCGUCAAGGGGAGGUGAGCAGGGAAUCUUGUGUUGAGCCGAAGACUGGGGGCGUUGAUGUAGGACGAGCUGCGAGACUUGAGCGAGUUUGGCGGCGACGACUGGUUCAGGUUGAAGUUGGACGGUGACGCGGCAAGCGAAGUCGGGAUCAGCGACGGCGAGUCUGGCGCCGCGUGGAUCGCCAUCGGCUGCGCACGGGCGCUCGUCUUGGGCGACGUGAACGAGUACUUGCGGUAGUACUGCUGCUGCUGCUGUGGGACUGCAGUUGCCGACGACGCCUGGAGCAGCGGCAGACGUGGGUUGGUGAAAGUUCGCUGUAAAUUGGACGGGGUGGACGAAAGCGUGGCGACCUGCUGGUUGAGCGACAAAAGCGAGAUGUUAGAGGCUGACGUGAUCAGGUGACCCUGCGAGUCGAAUCCAACCGACGUGGCCAGCAAUGCCGGCGACUCGCCGCCAAUUGGCUGGGGAUCUCGUGCGUCGCGAGGCUCCAGGUCCAACAGACUGCCGUUUUUCUGGCUAGUUCGCGACAGCAACGUGUUGACGCUAUCUGUCUCUUGGAGAGUGGUGCUCGAGAGAUUUUCGUGCAUGUUGGGGUUCAUCGGCGUGUUGGUGAGCUGGCCGGGGGCGUUUUGCGACAUCAACCUGGAAAGGACAGAAAGUUGCAAAUAUGUACUAGCAAUCUAUUCUGCGGGCGGGAGUAUAUCAAGAUAAAAUUUUUCAACUACACAGCCUGUCACGAUAAGCUCAAUUGAUGACUCAGGAUGACUCGUCGAAAAAAUCCUCCACUUCCUCGAUAAUAUCCUCGGCAGCCUCCUCCACAGACUCCCACAUGUCGUGGAAUGAGAAGUGUGGCUUGCGGGAAGGAGCACGGUCGGGCUCGGAGUCUUCGUCGUCCGUGUCCGUAUCGUCAUCGCUCGAAUUAUCAGGAUCAUCUUGGGCCGGACCUUUGCCUGUUUCUUUGUCCCCCUUCGCCUUCUCCUUCUCAUCGCCCCCCUCUUCUCCCUUCAGAUCUGGCUCAGCACGGCUGUCGCCCCACAAAAGGUCCACGGUCGCUGUUUUGUAGACCCACUCCACGUUAAAGUCCGUGUCCGGAUAUUUCCUGCUGUCCCUCCACGUCUUGGGCAACGCGUGGCUCGGGGACAGCACGGAGGGCGCACUGCCGUUGUUGGGAGCAGGCGUCAGAUUUAGCGACUCACACACAAUGUUAUACACCUCGGUGUUUUCAAACGGUAGCAUCUUGUAGGACGAGCCCAUCUUGUGCUCAAAGUAGGGGCCCGUAGCAAUAAACAAUGACCUCAUCAGCACUUCCGUGUUGUUGUAGCCGUGAACGCCUUUUGGAGUGUAGUGGUGGUUCUUCUCCAUAAACUCGUGCGUGGUGAUUGCAUAGCCAAUUUUAGGAAUGAUCCAUAUCGGCGCGAUACGCGAGUCGUACCGACUUCUUCCUCCAACCAGCUGGUUCUCGAUAUCCUCCUUUUUGUGCACGGUGUAGUGGCUAUUCUGCGGAUCUGCGCGGUAUUUCUCCAUGAUCUCGCCAAACACCUCGUCCGCGCUGAACCCGGCAAGUGGCCAAAGCCCAUACAGUGGCCAGCCGUCAAUAUGCUCAAUUUUAUCCAGCUCCACCAAGUCGUCCAAAUAAAUAAGACGUUCGUCAGAAGUAGGCGCCAUGCCGUGGUCAGAAACAACAACCAUGUUCACCAGAUGGGUCAGGUUGCGUUUCUCCAACCCCACGUAGACGGCCUCCAGAAAUCCGUCCACAUAAGUAAGUCCUUGGGCAAGCUCCGGACCAGAAACCCCGUACUCGUGGCCCAGCGUGUCUAUGGUUGGAACGUAAGAUAAUAGCAAUUCGGGCCGUGAAGCCAACGGCCUGUCGAGCCACUCAAAUAGGCGGUCAAUUUUGCUCGACAAAACUUCAGACUUGUUGAACCGGUCAACCUCCAUGGGGUUCAUAUUUGUGCCAUAAUCGACCUCCGACCCUGGCCACAUGUGUACUGCGCUGCUGACGCCCUGGCGGGCUGCCGUAGACCAUAGGGGCUCGCCACCCCACCAUUGGGGCUGCAAAGCAAUCGAGUCGUUGGUAUUUAUGAAGAUUUCGUGCGAUGCGGCGUCGUAGAAGCGGUUCGAGACGAUCCCGUGAUAAAUAGGUUUGAGCCCCGUCACCAGCGUAUAGUGGUUUGCAAAGGUGACUGUCGGGUUUGAUGGAAUCAUGUAUGGCGGUCCAUAUCCCUUGCCGAUCAUCAAAUUGUGCAAAAACGGCGUCAGGGCCGGCGAGACGUAGUGAGGAUGGAAACCGUCAAGAGAGAGAAGAAUAGUCGUUGGGUAGAAUUCGUGCGUUCCGUUGGACAAUAUAGGCUUUGCCAGAUUCCUAGCAGAUCCUCCCGAGCGUGCACGCGUAACGACCAGCGAGAUGGCGAGCAAUACGGCCACAAAUCCGCCCAGAAGAAGGUGGAAAUACAGCUUUUUGUGGUUGCGUGUUUUCACUGGCCCAAACUCGCCCAUCUCGGCAAAACUCGAAUCCGACCUGUUGCGGUCAAACAUCUCGAUCGUGUCGAGAUACUCAAAGCCCUUGUGGCUCCGUCGGAACACCUUGAGGAAGUUUGUCUUGACCUUCCCAAAGAAAGAUUCAGGAGCAGGUCUCAGGUUGCG
Molecule: messenger RNA, 4176 nt
Organism: Ogataea polymorpha
Lineage: Eukaryota; Fungi; Ascomycota; Pichiomycetes; Pichiales; Pichiaceae
Exons: 1
Coding region: 41-1294 (417 amino acids)
Biological process (GO): lipid metabolic process
Source: RefSeq, a predicted model, not a curated record